Messenger RNA from Asterias rubens (European starfish), 2123 nucleotides. RefSeq lists its product as uncharacterized. Lineage: Eukaryota; Metazoa; Echinodermata; Asteroidea; Forcipulatida; Asteriidae. Gene Ontology annotation, molecular function: protein binding. Bases 273 to 1430 code for a protein of 385 amino acids. The transcript has 3 exons. The record is from RefSeq and is a predicted model, not a curated record.
CAAAAAAUAAGAAACGUCUGAUGUGUGAGUGGAUUCAUUGUGCGGUACGUACGGGACGGAGGGCCAGGGGACCAUAUUCAGAGGACCAUUGCGUCGCAGGGAAGCAUACCGUUGACAGAAGCGCUGACCGGGUCUUAAAAUUGAGCCCCUUCAUAGUCGUAGAGAACCCGUAAACUAGGAGGAGUAGGUUGCAUUAGUGUGUAGAAACAUCGAGAGUGCUGUACAUGAGUUUGUACUGCAAUCGCAUGUGCGAACUAAACAUGCAUUGAAUCAUGAGCAAAUCAACAAAUGUAGCAAUACAUAGGGCUGGUUCCCUAUUCGGGUGUACACGCUCGCUACUCUAUGUUGUUCUGAUGGUGGGUUUACAACGUGUGGCACAGGCUGGGAAGCUGUAUAAUACUACUACUGCAGCAGGACCGAAUAAGGAACCACGGGUCACCGGGGAGGAGACGUCAGAUGUUUCUGGCGUCAGGUUGGAACUCAAUGUCAGCGGGCGUGUGCUAAAAAUAUGUCGUCAUUGCAAACGGGAUUUCUUCCGACCAGAAAUUGAAGACAAAAGACAAUCAAAGUGCAAUCGGUGUCGACCAUGCACUGAGUGUGCGUACGAGGAACAAGUCACCGCCCCUUGCACCCCCACCCAAGACACAAAGUGCACGCCCCUCUGUGGGGACGGCUUCUAUUUUAACAGAGUCACCCGAUCUUGCCAGAGAGACGUAGUCAUUAAACAUGAACUUUUUGUCGAAGAAUCUACGGAUGUGAUGACAUCAUUGAACUCUGAGAUGGUUCUUUCAACGGAUCGGAUCACCAUCACAGAACAUCCGUCGGGUCAUCUUAAAACAUUCGGGCGUGUGAACCAGCGAAGACAGGGCUCUUCAUCGAGGGUUGUGGACGCUGAGAGUGAGGAAUGGUCACCAGCGUACGUGACGUCAUUAUUUGCGAUAGGAGCUGCCGGGAUUGCGUUACUCAUUCUUCUGGUGGUUGUUUCUAUCCACGUUGCGUUACGAGUCAAGCAGUGGUGGAACUAUGAAACUGCUCUUGAGGACAGAGGCCCUUGCCACUGUACAAUGCUAUCGUGUUGCAUCAAACCUGUAAACAGCUCAAGCACUUCAAAUAUUAUGCAAGCCGACUACUCGACUAAUGAAAACCGAAACUUUACAACUCGACACCAACAAGGACGGAGACCACUAGUCGGUAUCAUAGUCACCAGAAUCAAAGCAACGGCAGAAUCGAGUACGACCACGGGAAUCGAUUCUAAUGAGUGUCAGGAAGGCAUCGUGGUGGACGAGCUUCAAAAGAAUCGAGUCACCGGAACCGCGUUAUCUCAACUCGACGAAAACGGAAUCGAAAACACAGCAAGAAAGUCAUGUGAUGCGGCAUCAUCGGAUCAAUUUGAAAACCCGCCAUUUUUAGGGGUCGAAACUGUCAUUUAGUAGACUGGUCCCCUGUCUUUAUAAAGAUCCGCAAGGAUAAAGACAGACUGGGUUUUAGAAGUAUCCAUCAGAAGGUAGUUCGCCUACGUACAGACGAUGCGUGUUUUUAUAAUACUGCCCUCUAUUGUCUGUUUUUUCUUAUUUAUUUUAUGGAAAACCAGAAUAUGUUGUAAUCAAGUGUAUAGCCUACCCAUCCCAACUUAUGAUGCCUCAUUACUAAAUCGUUCACUGAAUGCGUUUUUUUUAUGGCGAACAGAACCGCGGAUAUAAGCAACAGAGGGCGGUAUUUAUGUUAUUGUCUAUUACUCAGAUCCACAUCACUUACACAGCGCACGUCAACCAAAGACUAACGAUCAGUUUCUGUAUUGUAUUUUGUGAAGGAGUGAAAUGGUGAAAUAUUGGAAUAAACAGGGUGCAAUUUUACUUAAUGGAAGUAUUACUUAACAUUAUUAUUGUAUGUGUUUUCUUGUAUUGUAAAAAACGCCUUUGCUAUUACUGUGAUUUUACGCUUUUAAAAAUGUCAAGUGAUAGUGCAAGCAGGGUGGGCAUGCCUACCACAUCUAUGUCUAGAAUUACUGUCGAAUAACGAAUAGGGAACUGUGUUCACCAUACUUACUUAAGGACACUGGACACCAUUGGUAAUUGUCAAAGACCUGUCUUCUCACUUGGUGUAUCUCAACACACGCACAACAU